UCAGAUGUGGAAGAGAGGAUGAAGAUGGUAGCACUUAACAGUAAUUGUAAAAGUAAUAAAACUCCUCAAGAUGAAGACACGGGUGACACCUUCGCGGAGCGGGCUGAAGCUUACUACAAAACACGCCCUCAGCUGCUCUCCUUGCUUCAAGACUUGUACAAUUCUUAUCUCACUCUAUCUGACCGUUACAUUCAAACUAUCGCCAAAACUACUACUAGUCUCAGUCUCAAUUUCCAUCCUCCUCGUCGCCAAUCUUCUCAAGCCUCCACCGUUGAAUUCUAUGAUUACUAUGACCUGCAAGAUCAAUAUGAGACUAGCCCCAAUGAUUCAGACGUGGAGAGCUCCCUCUCGUACCAGCAACAUCUCACAUCACUACUUGCUCAAGAUGAUGAUCAUGCUGAUGAUACCACCAUGGCAGCUAACUUUGAUGCAAUUGUAGCCGAGAUUGUGAUAAAAAAUGUGGAAUGUGACAUCCUACUUCAUGAGGUCAAUGCAUCGGAGAGGCAGCAAAAUGAAACGUCGAGGAAGAUAGAGUUGCAGAAGAGCUUGCUUGAGGUUCUGGAGUCUGAAAGGCUCAUUCUACUUGAUGAGAAUGCGAAAUUGGGUUACAGGGUGGGUGCAUUGGUGGAAGAGAACAAAGCUCUUGCCUCUGAGUUUCUGUUCAUGAGGAGGAAGGCUGGUGAGCUAGCUAGGUGUUUGCUCCAAAUGAGAGAGGACCGCAGGGUCAGCAUGCUCAGCCGUAAGAUAGAGGACCUUCAGGGACAGAUUUAUGGACUGGAGAAGCGUAACAAGGAGUACUACCAGCAACUUGUCAACAAUGACCACUCACAACAAGGAUCACUCGAAGGGGAGAAGAUUAAUAGCACCAACAAGAAGAAGACUCGUGGUAGUAGGAGUAAUGAAGUGGAUUUGCACGUUUGCUUUCAAAUAGGAAAGAUGAAGAGGAAAUGUGGUACUAUUACAAGGGGAACUAGAGCUGAUAAAAAAGGUUCCAGCUGGUGGGGAAAGGUCAAGAACAUGGACUUGUUUCUGUGUGGACUUAACCCAACUUCUGCGGCUUGAAGGCGAUGAUGGUGUCCAAUUGCUUCAGGAACUUGAACCCAUGCACU
Messenger RNA from Argentina anserina (silverweed cinquefoil), 1109 nucleotides. RefSeq names its product kinase-interacting family protein. The record is from RefSeq and is a predicted model, not a curated record. NCBI's taxonomy places the organism in Eukaryota, Viridiplantae, Streptophyta, Magnoliopsida, Rosales, Rosaceae. The transcript has a single exon. Gene Ontology annotation, molecular function: actin binding. The annotation marks the transcript as partial.